AUGCUAGCAACAUGUUUAUUCCAAAGCGGUGGGUCAAUUGGCAAGAAUGGACUCGGUUGUGCGGUGUUACGUUUGAAAAUACAAGCUCGAGGCUUUGCACGGACAAGACUGGUCUGUAAGGAGCAUGAGACCCUUACCUGGAACCUAAAUAAUUACCAGAGUACAUUUCCGCAGGACGCUUUGGUCAAUGGCCAGAUAUCUACAUUGAAAAAAUUGCUUGCAAAUCGACAUCACCCGCAGGCGUUAAAAUGUGGCAUAAUCUACGAGUCGGCAAAAAUACGACAACAGUCCAAAGUCGUUGAAGUUUUACUCGCGGACCCCUUGGCAUCGAAUAAUAAAACAUGGUUUGAAAAGAUCUUGCACCGAGACGGACGAGCACGGUACCUGUUUGCCGAGGAAGAGCUCGUGGCAGAUCGUCGGGAUUUCAAAGUACCGUCACCGAUUCUCAGUGGUGUGUAUCGAAGUCGAUAUGGGGACUUGUCUGACACGUCGCAAAACGAUAUUGUCUUGGUAGAAGAAGUUGAUCCACGAAAUUUGGGUUCUACCGUCGAGGAGUUUACGUAUUUUGUCUAUGUUACCAACAGGUUUGAAUCUGCAUCUUCGAGUUUGCCACAGGCUGUCCGAGAUCGGAUAUUGGUGGAAGUCAUUGAUAAUGUCGAGUAUUCUCCCGCGAGCACGGAGUCUACUCCAUUGACAAUUGACAAGUCGCUUCGGACCCAUGUUGUCAAAAUCGAUAGUGAAAAGGCCUUGGAGGGGAUCUUGGCUUUCCUCAAGGACGACGUCAAGGCGACAGAUUUGUUCAUCGAUAAUAUGAGCUCAAGUAAUGUUUACGAGCUUUUCAAGAUUAUUGAUUUUUAUCUGAGGACAAACAGCGCACUCAAGUGGUAUCUCAAUGGCAUCAUUGAGGACAUCCAGAACAAAAUCAAAAGAGAUACCGCAAACGCUGCCGAGACAUCGACGCAAGUACAGGGCGAACUCACAAAUUUCAUCCAAUUUGUCAAUUCGGAACUUCAAUACGAGUUUGAACCAAAGACAAGGCGAUUUAUUCACAAGAACCUAGCGUGGUGGAAAUUGUACUACAAAAAUGACAAUGUCGAGUACGACUUGAAAGACUACUUCAAUGUCAAUUUCAUGCCCAAGAGUAUAGAAAUUUACAACUUUUUGAGAGGCAAGAUGAUGCCCAAUGAGAAAGCUGUGCACAAUCCAUUAUUGACGCUCAAGAAUGAAGUGAUUAAUCAGCGUGUGGGCACUGAGGUCCAACCCGAAGUGCUCUUGAUCCUCAGCAAAGCAUUUGUCUAUUACCAACUCCCAAUCUCACUUCUCGCCGGAUUAGCUUAUCAGUUUUUCGAUUUCAGCGCAAACGCUUCCGUGGCCUUGUUUUCGCUUGGCUGGGUUGUCGGAUUCAACUAUGUUUCGAGGAACUGGAUCAAGUUUAUGGACAGUUGGCUUCAUGGCUUGGUGGAGACCAUCAGGAUAUGCUUGAGCAAGAGCUGCAUUGAGGAUGGACUACUCAAGGAAUCCAAAGCCUACGUCGAGACGGCAGAAACUGCAAACACCAAAAGACAAGCGUUGUUAAAAGAGAUAGAAGCAUACGAGGGUAAAAUCUAA
Messenger RNA from Lodderomyces beijingensis, 1608 nucleotides. The record is from the annotation of a GenBank genome assembly. NCBI's taxonomy places the organism in Eukaryota, Fungi, Ascomycota, Pichiomycetes, Serinales, Debaryomycetaceae.